Molecule: messenger RNA, 762 nt
Organism: Chaetomium globosum CBS 148.51
Lineage: Eukaryota; Fungi; Ascomycota; Sordariomycetes; Sordariales; Chaetomiaceae
Exons: 3
Coding region: 1-762 (253 amino acids)
Source: RefSeq, a predicted model, not a curated record
AUGGCCCAUACCAACACCAACAACCCCUCCUCAGAACCCCCCAACCACAACGCACCCGCCACCUCCCUCUACUCGGACGCAUCCAGCUCCUACUGGCCUUCCGGCUGGAACUUCGAUAAACUCAGCCGCGCCACAGCCGAAGACCACGCGUCCCUGCCCGCAAGCGAGCUCGCAAAGAUGCAAGCCGGCCUGCGCGACUUGCUAGGCGAGAGCGGGGUAAGCGCGCUCUCGAUGCACCUGUUUCGCGAGGAGCAGAAGCGCGCAAAGGACAGCAAGCCGGAACCGGCAAGGCCCGUGUCUGUGCCGAAUUGGUUGCGCGAGUGGAGGGUGGCGGCAUCGUGGGCGGAAAAUGAGAGAUUCGCGGUUGGCUGGGGCCGAUGCGGCGGCGUUGAGGAGGAGGAGGCGGUCGACUCCGUCACGUCUCUUCGCGAUGAUGAGCUGCCGACUUUCGAGUCGAUGCUCUGGCGACCCACGGCUCCGUUCUUACUUGCUGUCUCUGCAUAUGCGGAUAGCGAACUGGAGGAGGACCAUGAAGAGAACGAGUGGUUUCAACCCGUGUUCAAGGUCGCGGCGGAAACUAUGGCCGGCGAACUUUGGCCGCUCCUCGACUCCGGGGGGAUGCCAUUAACGAGAAUCACGCGCUUUGUCAAGGGCUCGAGCGAGCUGGGGCCAGUGGGAACAUUAGAUGAUGAGAAGCUGGAAAACAUUUGGUGGACUAUGGCACCUUCACCAGAACGGUUGAGAAGGCGGCGCGGUGUAUAG